Molecule: messenger RNA, 9247 nt
Organism: Bubalus bubalis (water buffalo)
Lineage: Eukaryota; Metazoa; Chordata; Mammalia; Artiodactyla; Bovidae
Gene: SLC4A4
Product: solute carrier family 4 member 4
Exons: 27
Coding region: 1410-4745 (1111 amino acids)
Biological process (GO): monoatomic anion transport; transmembrane transport; bicarbonate transport
Cellular component (GO): plasma membrane; basolateral plasma membrane
Molecular function (GO): monoatomic anion transmembrane transporter activity; sodium:bicarbonate symporter activity; solute:inorganic anion antiporter activity
Source: RefSeq, a predicted model, not a curated record
CUUAAACUGCAGGAGUGAUCUAUUUAUCUACUGUCAUUACAGUAUUAAGUAUUCACUUUAAUUGAAUUUUCUGAUAACUGAAGCUUACCUAAGUAAGCAUCCAGUUAAAAUUGUCUUAAAAUAUGUUUCUGAUGUAUAUCAUUCUAAAAUGAAUUGUACACACUUAUCUCCUUUCUUAGCAAUUUAUUGAAAAUAAUUUCCCCUUUUGUUCAUUUCUCAUGGUCUUUAUACAGUUCAGCAGUGCUCUUUGGGCUGGAGGUGUGUGGAGCUAUUGCUCCGCAUAUGUGUUCUCAUAUUGCUGUGCUUUAUUUAUUUUUUUAAGUUUAAAUUUAUUUAUUUUAAUUAGAGGCUAAUUACUUUACAAUAUUUAGACGUUCUUUUGCUUAUCUUUUAUGUUGUAAAGAGGAUGUCUGAGCUAUGUCUGAACAAGGAUUAAGGGUUUUGCUCUUUGCUUUCAUGGUGGGCAGUGACCUUCAAAGUGUGUGUUCUCAUGAAUUGAGCAUGUUGAACAGUUUUUGUUGUUGUUGUUGUUUUGGUUUGGUUUCUUUGGCAGUGCCACAUGGCAUGUGGAAUCUUAGUUCCCCACCUGGAGAUCGAACCCACACCCCAUGCAUUAGAAGUGCAGUCUUCUGAACACUGGACCACAAGCAAAGACUGAGAGGGCCAUGAUGGGGACUGUGCCCAAACAACGAGGCCUUAGCUGUAUUGAGAGAGAGACUGUAAGACAGAUUGGAAGGACACAUUUCCCUGAGGGAGUCUGAGAAGCAUGGGCCAGGGAGGGCUGCUUCAACCAGGUAGCAGAGUAGGGCUCUGGGGUGAUGGAGCCUGAGGUGGUAGCUGUGUCUUCCUCAAAGGUUUCGAGGAUUAGGAGACCAGGAGAGAGGAUUCUGGGCAGAACAGUGGCAUUCUCCAGUAGUCAGUGGCCUUCAGUGAAGAGGCCUGAGUAGACGGUCAUGAAAGGAUUGAUGGUGAGCACGGCUGACAGACCCUAGAAAUGAGGGAAGGUUGCGGAGAUCCAGCAGUCCUGUGGCAAAUUUCGGUUCUUGUUACCAAGACCUCUUUGUACUUAUAGGUUCUGAGGCCUGUGGAAACACCCAUGGAGCUUGUUUUCUGAAUCUGCCUUACCGUCAGGAUUUCAGUGUACUGUUUAUGGGCAUGGACUCUGGAGCCAGAGUGCCUGGACUUGAGUCCUAGGACGGUCUUAGGUUGGUUCCUGGAAAGCAGGUUCUGAUUGGGUGGGAUGUUUAUUGGGGCUUGUGCUGAGGUAUAUAAUACCUGUGAGGGAGUGAAGGAAGUUGGAUGGGGCAGGAGGAGGAGGUGAAGUCGAUACGAAGGCAGCCAAGGCCUCUGCUGAUCUCCUUGGGAGUUCCAGAGCCGAGCAGACCCUUCAGAGUUGUCUUGUCUCGAGGAUGGAGGAUGAAGCUGUCCUGGACAGAGGGGCUUCCUUCCUUAAGCAUGUGUGUGAUGAAGAAGAAGUAGAAGGCCACCACACCAUCUACAUUGGGGUCCAUGUGCCAAAGAGCUACCGGAGAAGGAGACGUCACAAGAGAAAGACAGGCCACCGAGAAAAGAAGGAAAAGGAUAGAAUCUCUGAGAACUAUUCUGACAAGUCAGAUGUGGAGAAUGCGGAUGAGUCCAGCAGCAGCAUCCUGAAGCCUCUCAUCUCUCCUGCAGCAGAACGCAUCCGAUUCAUCUUGGGCGAGGAGGAUGACAGCCCAGCACCCCCUCAGCUCUUCACGGAACUGGAUGAGCUGCUGGCCGUGGAUGGGCAAGAGAUGGAGUGGAAGGAGACGGCGAGGUGGAUUAAGUUUGAAGAAAAAGUGGAACAGGGUGGAGAGAGAUGGAGCAAACCCCACGUGGCCACCUUGUCCCUUCACAGCUUAUUUGAGCUGAGGACGUGUAUGGAGAAAGGAUCCAUCAUGCUAGACAGGGAAGCUUCUUCUCUCCCACAGUUGGUGGAGAUGAUUGUUGACCAUCAGAUUGAGACAGGCCUAUUGAAACCUGACCUUAAGGAUAAGGUGACCUAUACUUUGCUCCGGAAGCACCGUCAUCAAACCAAGAAAUCCAACCUUCGAUCCCUGGCUGACAUUGGGAAGACCGUCUCCAGUGCAAGUAGGAUGUUUACCAACCCUGAUAAUGCCCGCAGCCCGCUUGAGAACUCAGUGCCCUGCCUAGCAACCCGCACCUUGGACGAUGACCCCCGAGUGCGGCGCAGUCCCAGCGUGGGAUGGCUAAGUAGCCCAGCCAUGACCCACAGGAAUCUGACUUCUUCCAGCCUGAAUGACAUUUCUGAUAAACCAGAGAAGGACCAGCUGAAGAAUAAGUUCAUGAAAAAACUGCCACGUGAUGCAGAAGCUUCCAACGUGCUUGUUGGCGAGGUAGACUUCUUGGAUUCUCCUUUCAUUGCUUUUGUUCGGCUGCAGCAGGCAGUCAUGCUGGGUGCCCUGACUGAGGUCCCUGUGCCCACAAGGUUCUUAUUCAUUCUCUUAGGUCCUAAGGGGAAAGCCAAGUCCUACCAUGAGAUCGGCAGAGCCAUUGCCACCUUGAUGUCUGAUGAGGUGUUCCAUGACAUUGCUUAUAAAGCGAAAGAUAGGCAGGACCUGAUUGCUGGCAUAGAUGAGUUCCUAGACGAAGUCAUUGUCCUUCCACCUGGGGAAUGGGAUCCAGCGAUCAGGAUAGAGCCUCCUAAGAGCCUUCCAUCGUCUGACAAAAGAAAGAAUAUGUACUCAGGCGGAGAGAAUGUUCAGAUGAAUGGGGACACGCCCCACGAUGGAGGCCAUGGAGGAGGAGGACAUGCAGAUUGUGAGGAAUUGCAGCGCACUGGAAGGUUCUGUGGUGGACUCAUUAAGGACAUAAAGAGGAAAGCACCAUUUUUUGCCAGUGACUUUUAUGAUGCUUUAAAUAUUCAGGCUCUUUCAGCAAUUCUCUUCAUUUAUCUGGCAACUGUAACUAAUGCUAUCACUUUCGGAGGACUGCUUGGGGAUGCCACUGACAACAUGCAGGGUGUGCUGGAGAGUUUCCUGGGCACCGCUGUCUCUGGAGCCAUCUUUUGCCUCUUUGCUGGUCAACCACUCACUAUUUUGAGCAGCACAGGACCUGUUCUCGUUUUUGAGAGGCUUCUAUUUAAUUUCAGCAAGGACCAUAAUUUUGACUAUUUGGAGUUUCGCCUUUGGAUCGGCCUCUGGUCGGCCUUUCUGUGUCUCAUUUUAGUAGCCACCGAUGCCAGCUUUCUGGUUCAGUACUUCACUCGCUUCACUGAAGAGGGCUUUUCUUCUCUGAUUAGCUUCAUUUUUAUCUACGAUGCUUUCAAGAAGAUGAUCAAGCUAGCUGAUUACUACCCCAUCAACUCCAACUUCAAAGUGGGCUACAAUACUCAAUUUUCCUGCGUGUGUAUGCCGCCCGACCCAGUUAAUAUCUCAGUGUCUAAUGAUACCACAUUAGCUCCUGAAGAUUUGCCAACCAUUUCUUCUUCUGACAUGUACCAUAAUGCUACCUUUGACUGGGCAUUUCUGACGACAAAGGAGUGUUUGAAAUAUGGAGGAAAGCUUGUGGGCAACAACUGUGGUUUUGUUCCUGAUAUUACACUCAUGUCUUUCAUCCUCUUCUUGGGCACUUACACUUCUUCUAUGGCUUUGAAAAAAUUCAAAACCAGUCCUUACUUUCCAACCACGGCAAGAAAGCUCAUCAGUGACUUUGCCAUUAUCUUGUCCAUUCUCAUCUUUUGUGUAAUAGAUGCUCUAGUAGGUGUGGACACUCCGAAACUAAUUGUGCCAAGUGAGUUCAAGCCAACGAGUCCAAACCGAGGUUGGUUUGUUGCACCGUUUGGUGGAAACCCCUGGUGGGUGUACCUUGCAGCUGCCAUACCUGCUUUGUUGGUCACCAUCCUGAUUUUCAUGGACCAGCAAAUCACAGCUGUGAUUGUAAACAGGAAAGAACACAAACUCAAGAAAGGAGCUGGAUAUCACCUGGAUCUCUUUUGGGUGGCCAUCCUCAUGGUGGUGUGCUCCUUCAUGGCCCUUCCAUGGUAUGUGGCUGCUACUGUCAUCUCCAUCGCUCACAUCGACAGUUUGAAGAUGGAGACAGAGACUUCUGCACCUGGAGAACAGCCCAAGUUCCUAGGAGUGAGGGAACAAAGAGUCACUGGAACCCUUGUGUUUAUUCUGACCGGUCUGUCAGUCUUUAUGGCUCCCAUCUUGAAGUUUAUUCCCAUGCCUGUACUCUAUGGUGUGUUCCUGUAUAUGGGGGUAGCAUCUCUUAAUGGUGUGCAGUUCAUGGAUCGUCUGAAGCUGCUCCUGAUGCCUCUGAAGCAUCAGCCUGACUUUAUCUACCUGCGCCACGUCCCGCUGCGGCGAGUGCACCUGUUCACUUUCCUGCAGGUGCUCUGUCUAGCCUUGCUCUGGAUCCUCAAGUCCACCGUGGCUGCUAUCAUUUUUCCAGUCAUGAUCUUGGCACUUGUAGCUGUCAGAAAAGGCAUGGACUACCUCUUCUCCCAGCACGACCUCAGCUUCCUCGAUGAUGUCAUUCCAGAAAAGGACAAGAAAAAGAAGGAGGAUGAGAAGAAAAAGAAAAAGAAGAAAGGAAGUCUGGACAGUGACAAUGAUGAUUCUGACUGCCCAUACUCAGAAAAAGUUCCAAGUAUUAAAAUUCCAAUGGACAUCAUGGAACAGCAACCUUUCCUAAGUGAUAGCAAACCUUCCGACAGAGAAAGAUCACCAACAUUCCUUGAACGCCAUACAUCAUGCUGAUAAAAUUCCUUUCCUUCAGUCACUCGGUAUGCCAAGUCCUCCUAGAACUGCAGUAAAAGUUGUGCCUCAAAUUAGAAUAGAACUUGAGCCUGAAGACAAUGAUUACUUCUGGAGGAGCAAGGGAACAGAAACUACAUUGUAACCUGUUUGUCUUUCUUAAAACUGACCGUUUUUGUUGUUUAUGUUCUUGUUUUUUGUCUGAUUAUUUUUAAAUUUUUGUUUUCUUUUGGUUUUUGGUCACUGGCCAAACACUACAGCUCUCUCUCUGCUUCUCUCUUGCAUAGGUAAAAUCCACACAAUAGUGCACCAUUCCUUAAAACAACAUCUGAAGAAUCCCUUUUUGUUCCUAUACUUCCAGAUAUGUCCUCUGACAACCAAAUUCCUCUGUCACUCUAAACAUGCACAGACCCUGUCAUUUUCCUUUAUUAAGCAGAGGGCAAAAGUAUUAAGGAUUUUAUAACACCUUUUAUUAAAAUAUUGAAGGAACUUCCAACAUUAGCUUUGGAGCUGUGCUUACUGGCUUAUGUUUCUGUCUGGUUGAACAAACCUUGACCUCCAGACAGUCCCUUCUCGCUUGUAUUGCUCUCCAGGACUGGAAAACGUGCUGCUAUUCUAACUUGCUCUUGCUUUUAAACCCUAAUCUUAGAAUUAUCAAAAGAAGGAAAACUAAAGGUACUUUAUUCCCAUUAGAGAAACUGUUGCCAUCAUUGUAGCAAGUGCUGGAAUGUCCCUGUUUUCCUAUGCAAACUUUUUUUAACCCUUUAAUGAACUUAUCUGUUGAGUACAUUGAAAAAUAUUUUUCUUCCUAGAUUUUGUUGUUUAAAUUAUGGGGCCUAACCUGCAACUUAUUUUUUGUCAAUUUUUUAAACUUUUUUUUAAUUACUGUAAAGAAAAUGAAUUUUUUCCUGCAGCAGGAAACAUAGUUUUGAGUAGUUCUACCUCUUAUUUGUAGCUGCCAGGCUUUCUGUAAAAAUUAUAUUGUAUAUAAUGUGAUUUUUACAUACACACACACACACACACACACACACACCAUCUCUAGGGUAUGCCUGAGGGCUAGAUUGGACUAAAAACACCAUGUUUCUAAGCAUCCAUUUUUCCCUUUCUUUAAGAGAAAUUUAACUGUUCUAUGAAGGAGAUUGGGGGAGGAGGGAGACGCUCCUUUGUAAUGGGAAUAACUGAUGUUUUGAUAAUAGUAUCCAGGCAUGGAUGCUGAUUGUAUUACCAUGUCAGUGUCCUAUGCAGUAUUGUUAGACUUUUUUCCAUUUUGAAAAUAUUUGUGUGUUUGUGUAUGUACUCUGUGUGUGGCUGGUGCACAUAUGUGCAAAGUUAGACAGAGUGAUGGUAGGGAAAAGGCAAAGUUACUAGUCUCUUGUGUCAGAUUUUAUAAAAUCCAAACCACUUAUGAAAAAUCUAUCAGAGGUCCAAGAGAUUUAUUAUGCAAAUGAGGGUAAAUAUAUUUUAUUACCCAGAUAGCAGUCACUAUCACUAACAUAGUAGCCCUUAUUUACAAUACAAAAUCCAUAAGACUAUGUAAUAGACCAUUUACACAUUUAAAAAGUGUUUAUGGGAAUGCAGAUAGAUCUCAGAGUUAUUAUAUAUGUAUACAUUUUUAACAAUACUCACAUUGUCUUUAAGAUUGAAAGGCAAUUAUUCUUUGUGAUUGGGGCAUUUAGAAUAUAUAUGUCUAUAUAUGUGUAUAUGUGUAUUUCAAAGUACCAUAUUGAAAAUUAGACAAAUGAAAAUUAGAUCUUUAACCAAAUUUAGCAUGUUAUCUAAAUGUAAUAUCUAAAUAGUCUGCAUUAUAUAUUAUGAAUCUGCAUUAAAAAUAGCAUUUUAAAUGGUGAAUCCAUAAUUUUGGAUUCCCAAAACCAUAUUUGUGAUGUAUCCUGACUAAGACAGGUUGUUGGAGGAGUAUUAGAAGCAGAAUGAAACCACUUAUUUUGGUUUCAUAAUAUGUACAUAUUGACUCCCACUCAUUCUUAUAUUAAUUAAAUUAUAAUUCUGUCCUUUUGAAAUUUUGAUUAUAAAAAUUUUAUUGUCCUAAAUUAACUGUUACUUUUAUAGUAUCUGAUAAUCUUAAAACUUUUAAUUUUAUACAAAAUAGACAUAAAUGACCUACAAUUUUUUCAUUAAAAUGAAGGUGGCAGAAUAAACAUUAUUUGUUAAAACCUCACGUGCCAAAUUUUGGCAUCAUGUUUGUAUUUAGAGCUGUUCUUAAAAUGAUGAUAUUAUCUUAUUUUUCAUUAUCCUAAUUUAAAACUGUACGAAGCUUUUCUCUGUCUUUCUAAUGGGAGCAUUGAUAAAAUGUUUAAAUGCCAUGCAUAUUAAGAUUAGCCUAACCUAGGAUCUUGUUAAAUUAAAGACACAUUUGUUCACUUUUAUAUUCUAGAUAGAAUAAUUUAUAUUUCUGAUCAUGAAUCAAGUAUCUGAGGAUUCAUGUCCCUUUCUGUCCCUUUCAAAGAACUCCUGAAGCAACUUAACUCAAUAUUUCAGCCUUUGAGUAGAUAAAACUACCUGUACCUUCAUUAAUUAUCCAUAUUCUGUGACGGAAGGUUGAUACUCAUGAAUGCAGAGAAGCACUUUGUAUUUGCUAAAAGGAAUAGUAUCAAAUCUUUUCAAUAUUUUGGAACCCAGGGAAGUAUUUAAAAAGCACUUACUUUCAGAGGAGCACAAGUAGUUACCAACUAAACAAACAAACCCUGAGGUCCACACAGAGCUACCAGAUUAUCUGUAUUUUAACUGAAUGUGGGCUUCCCUGGUGGCUCAGAUGGUAAAGAACCUACCUGCAAUGUGGGAGACCUGGGUUCGGUCCCUGGGUUUGGAAGAUCCCCUGCCUGGAGAAGGGAAUGGCUGUCCACUCCCAGUAUUCUGGCCUGGAGAAUUCCAUGGACUGUAUAGUCCAUGGGGUUGCAAAGAGUCGGACACAACUGAGCGACUUAUACUUUCACUAAUUGAAUGUACUGUCAAAGAACUAAAGCAGAUUUUGGGGUGGUUUUGUUUUUAUGUAAACUGGACACACAGAAUACAAUAGUUAAUUUGUUUUCGCAAGUGUUUCUCCCUGAUGUAAACACAGAGAUAAAAGAUUUAUGUUAGAAGUAAAGGACUAAGGGUACAUGCAGAGUUGUUAAAAAUCCUGUGGUUGUACUGAUUCAGUGUUGGAAGGAAAGCAUCUGCUUUAUCAGAGCAUAAAGACUUGUGGUCUUGCAUUGGAAAGAUGUUUUGGAGCACUGUUUUCCUGGAUAAAAGUCACUCUACUAUGUAAAAUAAUGAACAAGUUGGGAUCCUAAUUAUUUUGUGUGCCGUACUGGGUACAGUUCCUGCCUCUUUUUCCAGUCAGGCAAUAGAGUAGGGUAGAGGGAUGGAGGAAGUCAGAGAAGUAGGAAGACAAGCCUUCUCUAGUCAGCCCCCAACCAAAGAAUGGAAAGAAGAGAAACAAUUGUCUGCCAUCAGAAGUUCAGUUUGUAUGUAUUCUAUGCACAUGCACCAACACACACAGAGUAAAUCUUUAAUCAGCUAUAUACUGGUGUUUAAAAUAGAGAAUGAUUGUCUUCCAAGUUUUUGGUUCUUUUUUUAAAAACUGUUAAGUACUUGAAAUGUGUUGACUGCUGACUAUCUUUCAAAAACAAAAACAAAACCAUUUGAGUUGUAUUACAGAGGUUGACAUUGUGCAGGGAUGGGACAAAGCUUUCUUCAAUCCUUUUCAUACCACUUCAUGAUUUUGGUGCAGGAACUUAAGAUGUUCUUGUUUAUUCCAUGAGAUUUCACUUCUACUCUUCACAGUAUGAGCAUGAAGCCCAGUGGCACCAAGUGGCCGAAUACAAUUGAAUGAUAUUUUGCUUGGGCCUUGGGAGUUUUCAGAUGAUGAUUUCAUCGAGCUUCAUUGUAGCCUGAAAUAAAGAAGUUGUGUGAUAUAUGCUAACCAGUCAAGUUGCUUUUUGACCAGAAAUUUAGAUACGUUCUAUUUUUUGGCUCAUUUCUUUGUGCUCUAUGGGUACAUACAAAAAUCCUGAAUUCUGUUUCUUAGGCAAAUAUUGCAACUCAGGGCUAAAGUCAUCCAGUGAAACUUUUAGAGCCAGAAGUAACUUUGUCCCAAUCCUACAAUGUGAAAAGAAUGAAUAGUUGCCUCUUUUUAGCCAUUUUCAUGGCUGGUACAUAUCCGUACACAUUACUUUUCAGAAUCAAUACGCACUUUCAGAUAUUCUUAUUUUUAUUCUCUUAAGUCUUUAUUAACUUUGGAGAAAUGAUGCAUCUUUUUAUUUUAAAUGAAGUAGAUCAACAUGGUGGAACAAAAUGAUAAAGAACAGAAAACAUUUCAAUAUAUUACUAAUGAUUUUUUUCCAAUAUAAAACCUAAAAUUCCUAUAACAUUAUAGUAUUUUACAGUUUUAUGAAGCUUUCUAUUGUGACUUUUAUGGAAUUAAGAGAUGAAGAAGAUGAGAUAUUUUAGCAUUUAUAUUUUUCAAAAUUAAAUGUAUACUUAAAAUAAAGUAACUUUAUGCAUUA